AUGUGGACCGGCCCCUUCAGGAGUUCAUCUGCUGUGGGCCGGCCCCUUCCUUCAGGAGUUCAUCUAAUGUGGCCCGGCCCCUUCCUUCAGGAGUUCAUCUGCUGUGGACCGGCCCCUUCCUUCAGGAGUUCAUCUAAUGUGGACCGGCCCCUUCAGGAGUUCAUCUGCUGUGGACCGGCCCCUUCCUUCAGGAGUUCAUCUAAUGUGGACCGGCCCCUUCCUUCAGGAGUUUAUCUAAUGUGGACCGGCCCCUUCCAUCAGGAGUUCAUCUAA
Messenger RNA from Knipowitschia caucasica, 273 nucleotides. The record is from the annotation of a GenBank genome assembly. Lineage: Eukaryota; Metazoa; Chordata; Actinopteri; Gobiiformes; Gobiidae.